AUGGCCGAUAUCAGAUCGAUGCUCCGAAAUGAGCUCGCCUCCCGAGGAUCCUCUGCGCAAUCUGGAAGCACUGGAAGGGUCACAAAAAAGCGCAAGAUCGAAGAACCUGAUACUAUUCAGCCCGCCCACAAAAAAUCUCGGCCUACAACACCGUCCUAUACCAAAGACGACGACGACGAACGCCUCGUUUCAGUGAACUCUGAUCAGGAAGUAGCAGAGGAAGAUGAAGGAGAAGUUUCGCAAGGCGAGGAGGCAGGACCUCAUCUUCUCGACGAUGAACUCUCACAGCAACAAACGCCGACAAUAUCCAACGCAGCACAAAUAUCCAUUUCCGAGCAGAAUAUCGACGAAAAUGAAUGGGCAGCUUUUGAACGAGAAGUUGUCGCGCCUACGCGCGCCGCGCCAGCGCCAGCGGCUGUCGCAGCAGCAUCAUCGGCAGCUACAAUCUCAGCAGCACCCGUAACCGCCGACGAGCUCGCUGCUCAACAACAAAAGCAAAAAGAAGAGCAAGCCAGGGUACGCGAAGAAGAUAUUGAAGGAGAAAAAGAAGACGCAGCCCGACAUUUGGAGGAAGAGUUUGAGGAAAUGGAACAAUUGGAAGAGCGGGUGAAAAGGUUAAAAGCGAAAAGAGAAGAGCUAAGAGCACAGAAUGUAGUGGAUAGUAAUGGUGUAGGGGUUGAUGCUCAAGAAACUUCGCUGCAGGACGGCGAAGGAAGUGAGGAUGAGGAUGAUGAUGAGGAUUGGGACGAUUGGAGAUUUCGGUAG
This is a messenger RNA of Talaromyces amestolkiae, 765 nucleotides long. RefSeq lists its product as uncharacterized. The record is from RefSeq and is a predicted model, not a curated record. The transcript has a single exon. Lineage: Eukaryota; Fungi; Ascomycota; Eurotiomycetes; Eurotiales; Trichocomaceae. The coding region runs from base 1 to 765 and encodes 254 amino acids.